Messenger RNA from Arvicola amphibius (Eurasian water vole), 2762 nucleotides. It is a transcript of the gene Slc25a27, whose product is annotated as solute carrier family 25 member 27. Gene Ontology annotation, biological process: response to cold. The transcript has 9 exons. The coding region runs from base 159 to 1130 and encodes 323 amino acids. The record is from RefSeq and is a predicted model, not a curated record. NCBI's taxonomy places the organism in Eukaryota, Metazoa, Chordata, Mammalia, Rodentia, Cricetidae.
CAGACCGGUCCAGCUACUAAGCAGGAGGCGACUUUGCUGUACCUUAUAAGCACAUAUGGUCUUUCCCCGGUCGUUCUUGAACUGAAGAGGGGCGGCGCCCGCAGGGUGGCAGGUGCACAGGCGACUAGGAGUGCCCAGUGGUCCUGACCUGCUGCUGAAUGUCUGUCCCCGAGGAGGAGGAGACGCUGCUGCCGCUCACGCAGAGAUGGCCUCGGAUGAGCAAGUUCCUACUGUCCGGCUGCGCCGCAACCGUGGCCGAGCUAGCAACCUUUCCCCUCGAUCUCACCAAAACCCGACUCCAGAUGCAAGGAGAAGCUGCUCUUGCUAGGUUGGGAGAUGGUGCAACGGAAUCUGCCCCUUAUAGGGGCAUGGUGCGCACAGCCCUAGGAAUUGUCCAAGAGGAAGGCUUCCUAAAGUUGUGGCAAGGAGUGACGCCCGCCAUUUACAGACACGUAGUGUAUUCGGGAGGUCGGAUGGUCACCUAUGAGCAUCUCCGGGAGGUUGUGUUUGGCAAAAGUGAAGAUAAGCAUUAUCCCCUCUGGAAAUCGGUCAUCGGAGGGAUGAUGGCUGGGGUCAUUGGGCAGUUUCUGGCCAACCCCACCGACCUGGUGAAAGUCCAGAUGCAGAUGGAAGGAAAACGGAAGCUGGAAGGGAAGCCCUUGAGAUUCCGUGGAGUACAUCAUGCGUUUGCAAAAAUCUUGGCUGAAGGAGGAAUUCGUGGGCUGUGGGCAGGCUGGGUGCCCAAUAUUCAAAGAGCUGCGCUUGUGAACAUGGGAGACCUAACCACCUAUGAUACGGUGAAGCACUACCUGGUACUGAACACGCAGCUAGAGGAGAACAUCGCCACUCACGGCUUAUCCAGUUUGUGUUCGGGACUCGUAGCUUCUAUUCUGGGGACCCCGGCUGAUGUCAUUAAGAGCCGAAUAAUGAACCAACCUCGAGACAAGCAGGGAAGGGGACUUUUAUAUAAGUCAUCAACUGACUGCUUGAUCCAGGCUGUCCAAGGGGAAGGCUUCCUGAGCCUGUAUAAAGGCUUUCUACCAUCCUGGCUGAGAAUGACCCCUUGGUCAAUGGUGUUCUGGCUCACCUAUGAAAAAAUCAGAGAGAUGAGUGGAGUCAGUCCGUUUUAAGCCCUUAAAGCCAGAGUGCUCAUCGUUGCCGAACAAGGACAUCUGCAACACACGCCCCCUAUUAUUUCUACCUCUUUAGGAAGGUACUUUACUCCACAGAGAUUACGAUUUACAGGGGGCAGCACUUUCUCUUUCUACGGAAACCAGAGUUCUCUUUGACUCUACUCUUUAUCUAAGAGGGAUCUGUCUGGUCCCAGUCUCUCAAGACCAACCACUGAGACCCAGCUCGGCAUUUCCUAAAGAAUGGAACCUGGACCACUUUGACCUUGGACCCAAAGGUUUAAGACUUUGAGCUGCUGAUCCCUGCAAAAGUGUCUGCCUAGAGGAGCCCCAGAGGGAGCCAGCCCCUCAGACCUGGACAGACGGCAGUGAUGUGAAAAACUGUGUAGUGCUUAGGAAACACAUUUAACCUGUGCGCCAGUAUCUCUUGUUGUGGCGUGACAACUCUCUUUUCUGUUACUAGAGCACAUAUCGUAAACUGCAGGAGGCAAAGGAAAGGGCAAGAAUAAACAUGUUGCGUUUCCCUAGUGCUGAAAGAAGUUGCUUUACCAUUCUGGCAAGGAGGACGGAAAGCUAAAGAGGGAACUUGAAGUGAUGUUUGGAUUGCAAGGGCAGAGGCCCAUUGCUGGCAGGACCCACCUUUACGGGUGUGCUUACCGGAUGUCACUCCUCCACACAAGCUAGAGCCAGGUACUUACCCUGACAGUGAGAGCAGAGCAUUUGCCGCCUGUAGCAUACUCCACGACAACUCGCAUUUGUCAGUAACUCUGAGAGGAUCGUCACCAAUGGAAACCACAAUGUAUUUGACUGAGAUUCAGCUCUCAGGGUCGUUGUAGGAAGCACCUCAUAACGUCAUCAGCUCUUCCUGGGUGUUUUCGGAGCAAGAAUGACGUGAAAUCAGCUCACUCUGAUGUGGCUUUUUCUGUACCUGCCCCCUCUAUCACAGAGAGGAAGAGAGACAAUUCAGAUGCCGUUUUAGAACUUUCAGAAGCCCAAGGAUUAGUCGUUUUGAAUCUUGCUCAUUCUUGCAUAAGAUGUGACAAGCGUGUACCAUCUGUAGGUCAUGCUAAUCUCUCAAUCUUUGCAUCUGGUCCUUUUGCUUGUUUUAGAACAGUUGCUCCAGAUUCACCUGCGCACACCUGCUCCCCCAGCCUCAGACAUAGGGCAUUUUAGGAUGGAUGGCUACAGCUAGGGGUACAGGCUGGAGAUGGUACUAGGAAAACCCCAACCACUCAGGCCCAAGGUAGACCUCAGAGCCAACCGAUAGAUGUCACGAUGGACAUCCAUGCUGUCGUCAGCAUGACUGUGUGGGUGGAUAAUCACUGCCAUUUUAAAGGAGGAAGCACACGUCUACAGACCUUUCAAUGUGUGUAACCCUCUCAUUUUUUUCAUUUGCAGAAGGCGGAGAUCGAUCCCUUUUCGUCUUCAGGUUGCUUACCUUUCCAUUGUAUUCGUCAAUCUGUAAUUGAGUUGCUAAAUAUAUAUAGUCUCUAUUAUACUAUAUUAUGUGCUUAAGUCCCCAAGUAUUCUGCUCCACAAACUGAAUCACUUUGGAGAAAAUUUGGUUUUCCUAUGUUUUGUAAUGUUUAUGACUAAGCAAAGAUGGAAUUAAAUAAUUAUAUGCAAACUGAA